AGCAAACAUAUAAAAAAAACUUCGAAUUAAACAAUCUAACCGCAGCACUGAACUCCCCGAACUCCGAAACCUUCACUCGUUUAUAACCAGACGCCUUUAGUCCAAGGCUUCAGCAUCCAAGAUCCCAUCACCAGCACAACACAUCCCAAGAACCCAGAGAUCCAAGCGCCGAGCCACGGUCUAUCAAUGGCAGCGGCAGCAGGAGGAGACGAGGUGAAGCUGCUAGGCGUGUGGGACAGCCCGUUCGUGAACAGAGUGCAGAUCGUGCUCAACCUCAAGGGGAUCAGCUACGAGUACGUCGAGGAAGACCUCCACAACAAGGGCGAGCUCCUCCUGGCCUCCAACCCCGUGCACAAGAAGGUGCCCGUCCUCAUCCACAACGGCAAGCCCAUCCCGGAGUCGCAGGUCAUUGUGCAGUACAUCGACGAGGCCUGGCGCGGCACCGGCCCGAGCCUCCUCCCCGCCGACCCGCUCGAGCGCGCCACCGCCCGAUUCUGGGCCGCCUACGUCGACGACAAGGUUGGGUCGCCGUGGUUCACGAUCCUGUUCGCCCGCAAGACCGAGGAGAAGAUGGAGGCGGCAGUGCGGGCCAUCUCGGCGAUGGAGACGCUGGAAGGCGCGUUCGAGGGCUGCUCCGGGGGCAAGCCGUUCUUCGGCGGCGACGGCAUCGGGUUCGUCGACGUUGUGCUCGGCAGCUACCUGGGGUGGUUCGUGGUGAUCGAGAAGAUGAUCGGCGUCAAACUCAUGGACUCCGCGAGGACGCCGGCCCUGGCCGCGUGGGCUGAGCAUUUCAGGAUGGCGGAUGCGGCGAAGGGUGUCUUGCCUGAAGAUGUCGAUAAGGUGCUCGAGUUUCUGCAGACGUUCCUUGAUUAGGAGAGUGUGGAAGCGCUGUCGGCGGUUUGGACUUUAGUUUUGUUUCUUUUCCUUUUUAUUUUCUUGAGCAAACUUUGUUUCUUUUCCUUUCUUAAACAAUCCACGAAGUUUUAUUAAGUGUCACAAUGUUUACAUAAA
This is a messenger RNA of Hordeum vulgare subsp. vulgare (domesticated barley), 1011 nucleotides long. Its product is annotated as probable glutathione S-transferase GSTU6. The coding region runs from base 187 to 873 and encodes 228 amino acids. Gene Ontology annotation, cellular component: cytoplasm. The transcript is spliced from 2 exons. Gene Ontology annotation, biological process: glutathione metabolic process. Gene Ontology annotation, molecular function: glutathione transferase activity. The record is from RefSeq and is a predicted model, not a curated record. Lineage: Eukaryota; Viridiplantae; Streptophyta; Magnoliopsida; Poales; Poaceae.